Portunus trituberculatus (swimming crab) is the source of this 1264-nucleotide messenger RNA. Its product is annotated as ligand-gated ion channel 50-like. The record is from RefSeq and is a predicted model, not a curated record. The transcript is spliced from 3 exons. The coding region runs from base 30 to 1136 and encodes 368 amino acids. Gene Ontology annotation, biological process: regulation of membrane potential; signal transduction; monoatomic ion transmembrane transport. Gene Ontology annotation, cellular component: membrane; neuron projection; synapse. Gene Ontology annotation, molecular function: neurotransmitter receptor activity; extracellular ligand-gated monoatomic ion channel activity; transmembrane signaling receptor activity. Lineage: Eukaryota; Metazoa; Arthropoda; Malacostraca; Decapoda; Portunidae.
CUGGUUUUCAGUUGUGGUCGGUGGACUUGAUGGGGCAGCUGGUGCGUGUCACCUUCCACGUCCAUCUGCGCUGGAGGGACCGCCGCCUCAACUUCCGCAACCUGCAGGACAAUCCAAGCCUCAAUGUCAUUGCCGUGCUUGUCGGCCGUUCUCGGACUCCAUUCGGCCCCUUCCAUGGCUCUGUCUGGCACCCAAAAGUGCAGGUAAGAUGGCGGGGCGGCGGUGGGAUGGAGAAGGGGACAGGGAGGGAGGCACACCGUCCAUGGGCAUUGGGCACUGCUUCUGACGCCGUUUGUGUGUCGCAGGUGCAGGAUAACGAGCGGCUGGCCGGGGAGGUGGUGCCGCACGUGCAGCUCUUCGUCAGGAAGAUGUCACCCGGCCAGGACGUCAUCACAGAUUACGUGUACAAGGGAGCCGAGAACGACCUGGAAUAUUCAAUGGAGUUCGAAUCCAACGUGCACUGCGAGCUGAGCCUGGCGAUGUACCCGUUCGACUCUCAGCGGUGCUCCAUCACAGUGACCGUCACCAACGUGAUCAACCAGGCGGUGCAGUACCCGACCCUACCCCUCCACCCCGUCCACCCCGCCCUGCCGCCCCAUCCGGAGUUCAUCAUCACCGCCUUAACACUCAGAUUAGAGAACCAAAGCACCACUGGCUGCCUCACCUUCACUCUCCACCGCCGCCCAGCGCACCAUCUCUUCUCCACCUUCCUGCCCACCAUCCUUCUCCAUCUCAUCGGCUACUCCUCCUUCUUCCUGCCGCUCGACAACUUCCAGGACCGCAGCGUCAUGAGCCUUACUACUCUGCUCGCCCUCGUCGCCCUUUAUUCAGAGUCCCUCGGGGCCCUGCCCAGCACGUCCUACCUCAAGCACCUCGACAUCUGGUUUGUCUUCAGCAUCGCCUUCCUCACCGCUACCGUCAUCACGCAUCUAGGAAUCAAUGAUCACAACAGUCCCGUCACCUUCCUUCGCAAAGAGUCAUCCUGCCCUUCCCUCGCCCUGUGGCAGAGGUUGCGAUUCGAGUUUCAAAGUAGAAGCACUGACUGGAAGCUCAUGUUGGGAGCGAAGGUGGGGCUUGGAGUAACCUACGUGUUGUUUCAGUGCAUCUAUUGGGGACGUGUGUUCUCCUCCUGGUAAACUGGAAUAACUUAUCCUCUCUCCUCCUCCCUGUGACUUAACCCCUCCAAUACCAUGACGCGUUUCCAUAUUCAUUUGCUUACUACUUGGUAAUUUUAUAUGGCUUUAGAAACUUAUGUGAGAGAUUA